UCUACUUGGAGCACACCAUAACAAUCUUUUCCAAAUUGUGCCCCCAUCAGAAGAUGUAUCUGAAUGCCUCUAAGUGCUAGUAUGUAGCCACGUACCUAUUGUUAAGUGUCCUGAAGUCAUGGUGCCUCAGUUAUCUCUCAGUGGACCAAGAAUCAAGUGGUAUAUUCUGUCUUCAAUUGGUAUUAUAAUCCUGAGUCUGGUUGUGGACCAUUACCUGAACAAAUGGGCUACUCUCUGUGACCUCUUUGUUCAUGUCAUACUCAUCAGGGUCAUCACAAGGGCAUUGACAGACAACAUGGUCCAUGCUGCGGUGGCUGGCUGGAGUUGGUUGAACGUGUGGCUGCUGCAGACGAAAGAGGAAUGGAGUAGACGGAUAGUCUGCCAAAUACUCAUAUGCACGACCAUGGGAUCUCUGCUUGAUAUUGACCACUUUAUACAAACAGUAACACUAGAUAUACAGGAUGCCGUUCAUCUUUCUCAUCGACCGGUUCUGCACAACACAACACUGAUCCUCGCUGUAACGGUCCUCAUCUUUAUACUCGUCUGUGUCAUCUCACGUUACAGAACACGCCCACUGUUCUAUGAUGUCCCUGCUAUGUUCUUCAUUGCGUGUAUCUCUCAUCAACUCAGAGACUCCACUAGAAGAGGCUUGUGGCUGCCUCCCUGUGGGUCCCUGCCCCCACACAGGUUGUAUCUGCUGGUGCUGGGCCUACUACCAGUGGUCGUGGUGGCCUUGAGACGGCGGUUCAAACUGUUUGCACCACUAGAGACUGUCAGUAAACACAACGAUCAUCGAGAUCUGCUGUUUGCACCACUAGAGACUGUCAGUAAACACAACGAUCAUGUGCCAUCUGUCUAGGGUCAAUUUAUAUUUAGGUUAUUUAUUUCAAUUCAUCAAUAACAAGAGUAGAUAAUAGUACUCUUGUUAAUAACUAUAAUUCAUCAUUUAUCGUCAUCUAUAGAGACGUAAAAAUCAUUUAUGGUGCAAAUUAUAUAAUUAUGAUGAAAUAAUUAACAUGAUAAA
Halichondria panicea is the source of this 1024-nucleotide messenger RNA. Its product is annotated as transmembrane protein 267-like. The transcript is spliced from 2 exons. NCBI's taxonomy places the organism in Eukaryota, Metazoa, Porifera, Demospongiae, Suberitida, Halichondriidae. The record is from RefSeq and is a predicted model, not a curated record. Bases 119 to 859 code for a protein of 246 amino acids.